AUGCCACUCUGUCUCACUUUCAUCGACUUGAAGAAGGCCUUCGACUCAGUUGAGACGGAAGCGGUCGUAGAAGCCUUGGACAACGAAGACGUCCUUACUCAGUACAUAAAGGUACUUCGAGAGUUGUACAGUAACUUGACGACCGGAAUUUCGCCAUUCUGCAAGAAUAUCAUCAUUGACGUGAAGAGGGGUGUCCGACAGGGUGAUACAAUCUCACCCAAAAUAUUCACAACCACCCUCGAGAACGCAAUGCGAAAGUUGGAAUGGGACGACAUGGGAGCAAAGGUUGAUGGUCAGCAGCUACACCAUUUGCGCUUUGCUGAUGACAUCGUACUGACAACACCUAGCAUCAGCCAAGCGGAACGAAUGACCGAAUUCGACGAAGCAUGUGGAUGCAUUGGUCUUCAACUAAAUCUGCAAAAGACGAUGUUCAUGCGUAACGGAUGGGUUUCGGAUGCUCCAUUCAUGCCCAACGGAACGAACAUAUCCAAAUGCACCAGCUACGUUUGUCUGAGUCAGGAAUUGAACAUGAUCAACGACCUGACCCCCGAGCUGGGCAGGGGGACGAGCGACUUGAAGAGCGUAUAA
Necator americanus (New World hookworm) is the source of this 588-nucleotide messenger RNA. RefSeq lists its product as uncharacterized. Bases 1 to 588 code for a protein of 195 amino acids. The transcript has a single exon. Lineage: Eukaryota; Metazoa; Nematoda; Chromadorea; Rhabditida; Ancylostomatidae. The record is from RefSeq and is a predicted model, not a curated record.